CCAAGAGCGGGCCUCCCAGCGCGCCGGCGGGACCCGGAAUCGCCGCUGCAGAGCCUGCCCCCGCCCUUCCUGCGGGCUCCCGGGGCACCCCCUGGGGUCGCUCAUCCGUGAAUAGUCGCGGGCGCUGCUCUGGUUCCAACGCUGCGCUCACAUCUUGAGAUGUGGCGGGGGAUGUACCGCCCUUGGCGGGUGGAGUGGGGCGUAGGACCGGGGCUGAGGGGGCACGGACAGGCCACCGAGCAUCACUGAGUCGGACGGUGGGAGGGGCUGUGCUCGGGCUGUGGGACGCAAUGGGAUCGAAAAUCCGGGCGCCCAACCCCGUCCUGGGGAGGCCCAGGGGACUCCCAGGGGAAGUGGGAUCUGAUCCAGGAGCACUUGGAAGGGCAAGUGGAAGGCUGGGGAGAUGCAGGCCUCAGGGUCAUCUGCUGAGAAGACCAGGCCAGGACUGGCUCAGAUGGGGUAACCGGGACUCACUGUGAGGAAGUGACUUUUACCUGAGACAUUCUGGACAGGACAGAGCUAAUGCAUCUGGAACUUGCAUUUUUGGACCUGCGUCCAGAACCCUGGGGAUUUCCACCAGAGCAGUGAACAUCCCCAGUGAGAAUUCUGCGCUGCUUGGAGGUCCCAGGGAACACAGCAGGUUGCUGGCUUUGACUCUGCCCACGUCCCCGGGGAGGAGGUGGAUGAAGGAAGCCUGAGGCUCUCCGACAGGGGAACUCUGACAGUGGUUCCUGAAAGUUCGUGACAUCGUUCUUUUUUCUCUCUGACUUGCUCUCCUCCUCCCUCUCACUCGAAAGAAUGACUGGACACUCCUAGAGCUUUCAGUCACCAUCCAGGGGAUUUUUUCCACCACAAAGGGUAAUUCCUGUCCCAUCCCUGCUGUGACUCAGCUGUGACGUUGAACCACACAAGGCAGUGAGAAGAUAAAGUCAUCAGACUCCUGCUCAUCAGAGAGGGUGGCCCGACGCAGACUCCACGGGGCUGCUCCCCUCCCCAGAGGAGCUUGGACAGGCCCCCUCCUCAGCCAGCCUGGGACCCCGGCAUGGCCUCUGGCUCAGCCACCAGCCCCCGCUCGGCCCCCGAUGAGAACGAGUUCCCAUUUGGGUGUCCCCCCACCGUCUGCCAGGACCCACCAGAGCCCAGACCCCUCUGCUGUGCUACAUGUCUCCCUGAGAACGUGAGGAACAGCGAGGAUCGGAUCUGCCCCAAAUGCAAGGGAGACGAUGCCCCAUCUGAAAGCCCAGGAGGCCUUCUGUCUCAGGACAAGGAUCACCCCGAGGUGGCUGAGGCUGGAGUUGGGUGCCCCUUUGCAAAUGUUGGCUGCCCCUUCAAGGGGAGCCCAAAGCUCAUGCAAGAGCAUGAGGCCACCUCCCAGGUCACCCACCUGAACCUGCUGUUGGGGUUCAUGAAACAGUGGAAGGCCCAGCUGGGCUCUGGCCUGGAGUCUGGACCCAUGGCCCUGGAGCAGAAUCUGUCAGACCUGCAACUGCAGGGGGCUGUGGAGGUGGCUGGGGACCUGGAGGUGGACUGCUACCGAGCCCCGUGCUCCGAGAGCCAGGAGGAGCUGGCCCUGCAGCACUUCAUGAAGGAGAAGCUCCUGACCGAGCUGGAGGGGAAGCUGUGUGUGUUUGAGAAUAUCGUCGCCGUCCUCAACAAGGAGGUGGAGGCCUCCCACCUGGCCCUGGCCGCCUCCAUCCACCAGAGCCAGCUGGACCGCGAGCACAUCCUAAGCUUGGAACAGAGGGUGGUGGAGUUGCAGCAGACCUUGGCCCAGAAGGACCAGGCUCUGGGCAAGCUGGAGCAGAGCCUCCGCCUCAUGGAGGAGGCCUCCUUUGACGGCACCUUCCUGUGGAAGAUCACCAACGUCACCAGGCGGUGCCACGAGUCAGCCUGCGGCAGGACUGUCAGCCUCUUCUCCCCAGCUUUCUACACGGCCAAGUACGGCUACAAGUUGUGUCUGCGGCUCUACCUGAAUGGGGAUGGGACGGGGAAGAGGACCCACCUGUCGCUCUUCAUCGUGAUCAUGAGAGGCGAGUAUGAUGCUCUGCUGCCAUGGCCUUUCCGGAACAAGGUCACCUUCAUGCUGCUGGACCAGAACAACCGUGAGCACGCCAUCGAUGCCUUCCGGCCCGACCUGAGCUCAGCCUCCUUCCAGCGGCCCCAGAGCGAAACCAACGUGGCAAGUGGCUGCCCGCUCUUCUUCCCCCUUAACAAGCUGCAGUCGCCCAAGCACGCCUACGUGAAGGAUGACACCAUGUUCCUCAAGUGCAUCGUGGAGACAAAUGCUUAGGGCGGGCAGGGCUGGGCCAGCUGCACCUGGGUCCCCAAGAAGCACCAGCUCAGAUGGGGGUCUGGCAAAAAUACUGAGGUCCUGCCCUUGGCACCCAAGAUCCCAGGGCACAAUGAUGGGCUGGGGUGGCAUGAUCUGAGCAGGGCGGACAGACUGACUGUGGCUGGCCAUCUGCUUUGGGUGGCAGGGCCUUGAGCUGGGCCCACAGAGGCAGAGGGUCCAGAAGGAGGCAGUGCAGGAUUGUCCCUCCUGCACUGACCAGGCAACACUGGAGCCCCCCACCCAACGCUGGUCCUGAAUGUUGAGGUGGCAUCUGGCCAAGAUGCAGAGGGCGUGGGAACCAGCGUGGGCAUGGAUGGUGAACUGGAGAUGUAGGGCCUCAGCAAAGAAGCUCUUGGGAUGAGAAUGCCUCUGCAGGCCACCCUGGAGAACAUGCUUGCUGUCUUCCUGCUUGAGGUCAGAACCGGGACCGGGGGUGGAAGGGACAGGGUGCCAAUGUGAAUUUCUCUGUCUUGCCCUGGACUGAGUUCCCCACCACUGGAGGUGAUCAAGCAAAGCCAGAGUGCUACCCUGGGUGGGGUGGGGGGAGCGGGCAUCACACUGAGGGGUGGAUUUGAAGACCUUCAAGGUCCCUUCCAGCCUAGAAAAUCUACCUCCAGGCCUCCUGGGCCAGAUGCGGCUCAGGGCUGCAGCAGUACUGGAAACAUUCAGGAGCCUCAUGACCUCCAGGGUCCCGGCUCACCAUCAGUACCACCGGGUGGGCUGAGCUGGCCGGCACAGCACCUGCCACCCCAGGCCUGGCUGCUCUGUUUCCCCACAGUGCACGGCCACACACAGGCCCCGCAUCCUGCGUUCCCCUAGCCGAACUCGCCUCCACCUCCUCCAGGUGAAACCGGGGCACCGAGCUUCCAGGAGAAGCCAGGAGUGUGGAGAAGGAGGAGGCACAAACUCCACGCUCCCCACCUGGAGGCCCCACCCUUGGCUGUUUCCAGAAUCCCAUGUCACCUGAUUAACCAAGCGACGGUUCCAAGGUCUCUGAGCCAUCAGCAGAGGUUGUCCUCUUAGAAAUGUAUAAAACCAAGGAAAGAAUUUAUUCACUCUCUUUUGCAGUUUUCAUGAAGGGUCUGGUGGUGGGAGUUGGUGGUAACUUGUGAGCUCUGGGUGGUGCUGCCAGUUUUGCCGGCAGCAUCCAAGGCUGGCGUCCUUGGGGGAGCAUCCCUCUCAGCCGCAGUCUUCUGUCUGUAUCGGGGGAGGGGGUGCCCUGGCCUCUCUGGGUUCUGUGACCUCACAGGAGAUGCUGCCCGGGAGAGGCUGCAGAGGGAAAGGCGGGGGCACCGCUGCCCAUCUGCCUGGCCUGGCUGUGGCCCACGCUUGUCUUCUCACUCUGGAGGCCCUUCCCGCCACAACCGAUUCCUGCAAGGACCCUCACCUGACUUCCCAGAGCCCCUGAGACUGCACGUUGCUGCUCAGAGCCCCAGGGCAAGCCUCUGCUCCCCUCCUCACCAGCCUUCCUGCCGCUUGCUCUCCCUUUACUAAACUGAGGUUGCCGUCGCUUCACUCCUCACACCCUCAGGGUUCUCAUCUGUGAAAUGGGCCAGCAGCCCUCUCGAGCCCAGUGUGUGUGAGGAUGACCCUCACGUGAGAGGUGAGGGAGCGGCACGGCCCAGUGGGCUCAAUAGAUCAAUCAGAAAACCCAAGCCACCCUUAGUCCAGACCUGGUACCCUGGCGUGCCUCAGCCUCUUCGCUGAAAAACCCAGGGAAGCAUCCUCCCGGGCCCUGCCCAGCUCACGGGGUUUUCACGAGGCCCAGAUACAAGACUGCAGCUCCAGUGCUUUGUACUGUAAUCGCAUCUCGCCAGGCGUGAUCGGCCUCAAAUGUGUCAGCGCUGCUGACAGCCUGUCAUGCAGGCUGAUCUGCUUCCUUGAUGUGUAUAGAUAACAAGGGGAGGUCUGGCGUAGCAAGUUAUGGGAACAUCUGUCCCAAAGCUGGUGUCCUGGCAAAAGACAUCAUCCCUCCUCGCUGAGCUCAGAAGGGGCUUGUGGGACAAGCACUACUAGGGACAACUAUCACUCUGUCCCUUUCAUUGCUCGUAUCUGAUGGGAAGAGACACACACUCUUCCAACAGUAUGAGCCGCAGCUGUUCUUUCAGCAAACUUUAUUGAGACCUACUGAGCUGGACCCUAGUGGGUGGGGAAAGGUAAGACGUGUGCCCCACCCCAAAAAACUCUUAGUCCAGUGGAUGAAACAGAUACAUAAGUAGAUCAUUGAAACUGAUACAUAAGAGAAGCUCAGCGAAAGCACAGGAACCCAGAUUCAUUGAGUGAAGCAAAGAGGGCUUCCUGGAAGAGGUGACAUGUAAACUCAGGCUUCAAAUAUUUUGAGAUGCAGAGGAUUGGGGUGCAGGGGAGAGUAAAGACCCAGAGAUGGGGAAGCAGUCUUAGAUUCAGGUAGGGGCUGUGAGGCGGAGGAGAAGGCAGAAAGGUAGGAUGGGCUGGAGCACAGAAGACAUCAAAGGCAGUUUCAACUGCCCGACAGUGGCAGCCCUGGGCGGAGGAUUCCCAGAUUACCUGCCUGUGACCCUUUGGGCUAUUAACAGCAGGAUGAGAUAAUGAUUUGAAACAUUUACUAAUUUAUCUUACAACGAAGCCCUUUGUUAAGUGCACCGAACACCUGACAUCUCACCUCUUAACAUGUGAUUCAAGGGGAGGGGAAGGCAAGAUGCAGGCAAAGCCACUGUUUCACUGGAUCCUCAACUCCCUACCCAACCCAUGAGGCCAGAGAGGCCAGGUGCCCUGCCUAAGGUCAGGAGGGAACAAGGGAGGCAGCUGGAAUUAGAAGCCAGGUCUCUUGUUCCUUUUGUGUCUUCAGCCAAGAUAAGGUCCCAGCUUCAUGGGAGGCCUUGGGGGACAGUAGGUCCCUCUGCUCCCAGCCAGAGGGCCAGCCCCGUAGGAACAACGGAUGUCACCCCGACAGUGCCCGGAGGGGAAUGUUUGCUCUCACCCGAUGACACACAGGCCACCUUGUUGAUGUCCUCAGGUGAUGGUUGGACCACCCUGAGCAGUAAAGACAACUACUAUUUAUGCCUUUAAUUGCUCAUUUCUGAUUGUAAGAGACACAGAAUCGUGGUGGGAAAACUGGGUAGUAUAAUCAUCUGGGCUGGUGACAUUUCUUCCUUCUUCGGAUCCUUUCCUCAACCCCUACCCAUCUCAAGUCAUUUUCCUCUUUAGAAAAUUCGGAGUUUGUGGAGCUGGAGAGGUUAUCCUCGAUUACUGAGGAGGGCCCAGUGUCAUCACAAGGGUCCCCCUAAGAGGCAG
Molecule: messenger RNA, 5605 nt
Organism: Vicugna pacos (alpaca)
Lineage: Eukaryota; Metazoa; Chordata; Mammalia; Artiodactyla; Camelidae
Source: RefSeq, a predicted model, not a curated record